CAGUUACUUGUGGUGGUCCUGUUGCUCUUUUGUUGUGUCAUGGUGAAAGAAAUGGUGUAAACAUCAGGAAAAGGAGUCUUUUGUAGCAAGUCACGAAGAUCACUGUGGACCCUGGGUCUUCCCAAGGGAUUUUAAGGGUUAUAGUGUGUGAGUAAUGGGGUUCUUAGUGGUCUAAGGGCAUUUUAGUUGACGGUGAGCAGUCGAUAUUUCGCACCAUGGAGGUGAUACAGACACUGGAUCGCGACUGUUCUGCGUUGGCAGGACUUUUCCAAAUGGUCAUCAAUGAUAUGAAGGGGAGUGGGCCAAUGUGGGAGGAUUUCCUCAGUCGCGCCAGCAAGCUUCACCACGCCCUCAAAGCGACCCUGGUGGCCCUCUCCACCUUCCUUGACGCCUUCCAGAAGAUUGCUGACGCCGCCACCAGCACUCGAGGUAAGGUUGUCCUGUCCUCUCUCCUCCAUCCUCUCGGUACAAGUCAGUGUACGGGUAGAUGGUCACUGUACAGGUAGAUGGUCACUGUACAG
Molecule: messenger RNA, 521 nt
Organism: Homarus americanus (American lobster)
Lineage: Eukaryota; Metazoa; Arthropoda; Malacostraca; Decapoda; Nephropidae
Product: protein MTSS 2-like
Exons: 3
Coding region: 216-506 (96 amino acids)
Biological process (GO): plasma membrane organization; cell projection assembly
Cellular component (GO): cytoplasmic side of plasma membrane; actin cytoskeleton
Molecular function (GO): actin binding; phospholipid binding
Source: RefSeq, a predicted model, not a curated record